Molecule: messenger RNA, 1548 nt
Organism: Chionomys nivalis (European snow vole)
Lineage: Eukaryota; Metazoa; Chordata; Mammalia; Rodentia; Cricetidae
Product: carcinoembryonic antigen-related cell adhesion molecule 1-like
Exons: 10
Coding region: 1-1548 (515 amino acids)
Biological process (GO): regulation of immune system process; signal transduction
Cellular component (GO): plasma membrane; cell surface
Molecular function (GO): protein tyrosine kinase binding
Source: RefSeq, a predicted model, not a curated record
AUGGAGCUCUCCUCAGCCCCUCUCCACAAAGGGCAGCUACCCUGGAGAGGACUCCUGCUGACAGCUUCACUUUUGAUCUACUGGAUCUCUCCCACCACAGCCCAAGUCACUGUGGAAGCAGUUCCACCCCACGUUGCUGAAGGGGCGAAUGUGCUUCUACUCGUCCACAAUCUGCCAAAGACACCCCGAGCCUUUUACUGGUACAAGGGAAAAAAUAGAGAUAGCAGUAAUGAAAUUGCACGAUUUAUAAUGUCAGCUAAUAUAAAUAGAGCAGGGCCUGCAUACAGUGGCAGAGAGACAAUAUACCCCAAUGGAUCCCUGCUCUUCCAGAAAGUCACUCGGAAUGACACCGGAGCCUACACAUUGCAAAUUCUAAUGCAAAACUUUGAUACUACGAAAGUAUCCGUGCAGUUCCAUGUACACCCCAAAAUCACAAGCAACAAUCCCAAUCCCUUGGAGGGUGAGGACUCAGUAGCAUUAAUGUGUGAUCCAAAGACUGAGAAUACAACAUACCUAUGGAGGAGAAAUGGCCAAAGCCUCUCAGUAGUUGACAGGCUGAAGUUGUCUGAGGGCAACAGGACUCUCACUUUACUCAGUGUUGUGAGGAAUGACACAGGAGAUUAUGAGUGUGAAACCUGGAACCCAGUGAGCACCUCCCAAAGUGACCCAUUCACUUUGAACAUUACCUAUGGUCCAGAUGUCCCAAUCAUGUUCCCCUCAAAUACUCAUUUCCAUUCAAGGACAAACCUCAGCCUCUCCUGUCAAGCAGCCUCUAACCCACCCGCACAGUACUCUUGGUUUGCCAAUGGAGAGCUCCUGUCAUCCUCCCAAGAGCUCUUUAUCCUCAACAUCACUAUUAAUAAUAGUGGACUCUAUACCUGCUUUGUUUAUAACUCUGUCCCUGGCCUCAGUAAGACCACAGUCAAGAACAUUACUGUCCUUGAGUCAGUGACUACACCCUCCAUCCAAGUCAGCAACACCACAAUCAAAAAUCAGGUCUCUGUGUUCCUGACCUGCUUCCCAAAGGACACUGGGAUCUCCAUCCAUUGGAUCUUCAAUGACCAGAACCUGAGAUUCACACGUAGGAUGAAGCUAGAUCUGAACAACAAAACUCUCGUAAUAUUUCCUGUCAGGAAGGAGGAUUCCGGGAAGUAUCAGUGUGAGGCCUCCAAUCCAAUUAGUUCCAAGAGGAGUGACCCCAUCCAGCUGGACAUAAUAGCUGCCCCAACCCAAGGGAGUUCUGGCCUCUCAGGGGGUACAAUUGCCGGCAUCAUCGUUGGAUCUGUCGCUGGGGUGACUCUGACAGCAGCCCUGGCAUAUUUCCAUUCAGCAGAAGGGGGAGGGGGAACUGACCAGCGCGAUCUCACAGAGCACAAACCCUCAGCCUCCAACCACAAUCUGGGCCCCUCUGACAACUCUCCAAACAAGGGGGAUGACGUGGCAUACACCGUCCUGAACAUCAGUGGCCAGACACCCAAACUAUCAACUUCAGCCUCCCCAUCUCCCAGAGUCAUAGAAACACUUUAUUCAGAACUAAAAAGGAAGUGA